This is a messenger RNA of Verticillium dahliae VdLs.17, 717 nucleotides long. RefSeq lists its product as uncharacterized. Bases 1 to 717 code for a protein of 238 amino acids. The transcript has a single exon. The record is from RefSeq and is a predicted model, not a curated record. Lineage: Eukaryota; Fungi; Ascomycota; Sordariomycetes; Glomerellales; Plectosphaerellaceae.
AUGUCGACCCGAUCACGGCGACCGGACGGCGCCUCGAGCGGUCGCACCUCGGGCGUCACCAGAGACCCGCCCUCCUCGCCCGGGCACGAGUCGCUCACCCUGACGGUCAAGGUCCCCGCCAACAAGCUGCGCGAGGCCACGUCCGGCAGGAGUCGCAACGCGGGCGCCGGCUCGCUCCACGCCCGCGAGAGCUUCGUUGGUGGCGAGAUCAUCGCGGGCAAGAGGAACCGCGGCGCCAAGAAGAGCUACGUCGUCGAGUCGGACAGUGACGAGGAGGAGGAGGAGGAGGACGACGACGAGGAGAUGGCUGAUCUGGGCGACGAUGACGAUAUGGAGGUCGACGCCGACGGUGACGAAGACGAGGAGGAUGAGGAGGACGCCGAUGGCGACGCUGAUGGCGAUGUCGACAUGGACGCCACGCCUGCUCACCCCACGACGAUUAAGAUUCAGACGCCCAAAGCGAACAAGGUCACGGUGCGCCGACCAGCCGCGGCCCGUGUCGUCGAGGAGGAGGACGAGGAGGACGAUGACGACGAGCUCAGUGAUCUGGAAAGCGACGCAGAGGUCGACAUGAGCAUCAACGUCGUCGGCGACGUCGGCGACGAGGACGACGACGAGGAAGACGAGGAGGAGGACGCCGAGGGCGAGGAGGAGGAUGCCGAGGGCGAGGAGGAAGAGGAGGAGGAGGAGGAAGACGCCGAAGGCGAGGCCCGAUGA